UGUCCAAUUUUUUUUCAAGUGGAAGCAAAGAGACGAUACUGCAUGUACGCUUAUGUGUUUUUUUAUAUGAAUGCUGCAAGACGAGUGUUAGAUUGUGUUUUAUCUGAAUACAAGGGUCGUUUUAGACUUAAAGAGAAUAUUUCGGCGGAUAACAAUACAGUGUAUAGAAGGGAAAGAUGGAUGGGCCUGCGCAUGGAUUUAUAACUAAAUGCUUUGUCUUUGUGGCCAUCGUCAGUUACCAUCUUUGUCUUGGAGAUCUCCGCUAUUCCAUCUCGGAGGAAACGCGAAGAGGAUUUGCAGUCGGAAAAAUUGCUUUAGGCAUAGACAUGAAGACUCUGUCGUCUCGCAAACCUCGUGUGGAUUUUGAUGGCUCUAAACGAUACUGCGACAUUAACCUGAAAACUGGAGAGCUCGUUGUAAAUGAGAGGAUCGAUCGAGAGGCGUUGUGUGGUCAAAAACAAUCGUGCGUAAUUCAUUUUGAUUUUUUUCUUGAGAACCCUUUAACACUGCAUCGGGUGACCUUGGAAAUAGAGGACAUAAACGACAACGCUCCGAAAUUUAGAAAUGAAGCCAUUGAUUUAGAAAUUCCAGAGUUGGCGAUUAAAGGAGCUCGCUUUUCUUUAGACGAGGCAUAUGACCCGGAUUUCGGUGUAAACGGUGUGCAAAGCUACGCUCUGUCAAACAAUGAACAUUUUAUUCUGUCUCUUCAAACUGCGGCGGAUCGUGGAAAAUUCCCAGAAAUUGUGUUGGAAAAUGAGCUUGACAGGGAGAAGCAGGACCGAUUGUCUCUCAUUUUAACGGCUUAUGACGGAGGCUCACCACAGAGGACUGGCACUGUGCUUGUGAACAUCCGCGUUUUAGAUGCGAACGACAAUGUGCCUGUUUUUUCCCAGACGGCAUAUGAGGUGAGUCUGCCUGAAAACGUCCCUGUUGAAACAGUAGUUCUCACAGUCAGUGCCAACGAUGCAGACGAGGGGCCAAAUGGGGAAGUGACCUAUGAAUUUAGCUACCUUUCCAUCGACUCUGAAAAUAUGUUUACUAUAAACCAAAAAACUGGUGAAAUUAAAGUUAAAGGAGAGAUAGAUUUUGAAGAAUCUUCUUCAUAUGAACUCCGCAUUAGAGCUAAGGAUGGAGCCGGCCAAGCAACGUCGUGUACAGUUCUUAUUAAUGUUUUAGAUGUGAAUGACAAUGCUCCGGUCAUAAUUGUUAAAUCUUUGAACACACCUGUUCACGAAAACUUGCCUUCUGGCUCAGAAAUAGGGAUCAUAUAUGUUCAAGACAAAGACUCCGCGUCUAACGGCGAUAUCAGAUGCUCUAUAGAACAACGGGUACCGUUUAAAAUGGUCCCAUCUGUUAAAAAUCACUUCGCAUUGGUUACUACAGCCGAGCUGGAUCGUGAAGUGCAGGCCGAGUACAACAUCUCUGUGACUGCAACAGACGGAGGCUCUCCUCCGCUAUACUCGUCCAAAACCUUUCAACUAAGUGUGGCUGAUGUGAAUGACAACGCACCUAUAUUCGAAAAACAGUUAUAUAGCGCUCAUGUUGCAGAAAACAAUAAGCCUGGUUCGCCUGUUUUAUUAGUCACUGCAAAAGACCUCGACUGGAGACAGAAUGGCACUGUUGUUUAUUCUCUACUUCAUUCUAAUGUCAAUGGUGCACCGGUUUCCUCCUUUUUAUCCGUUAACGGAGACACCGGGGUCAUUCAUGCCGUGAGGUCGUUUGAUUACGAGCAGUUGAAAAGUUUUAAAGUGCUGGUGUUAGCCAGAGAUAACGGUUCACCUCCUCUGAGCAGUAACGUGACAGUAAGUGUCAUCAUAACGGAUGAAAAUGACAACACCCCUCAGAUUUUAUACCCCUCUCCGGACGGAAACUCCUUCAUGACCGAGCUGGUACCCAAAGCUGCGCAGGCGGGCUCCCUGGUGUCCAAGGUGAUCGCAGUGGACGCGGAUUCUGGACAGAACGCGUGGCUUUCCUAUCACAUUAUUAAAGCUAGUGAUCCGGGACUUUUUACUAUCGGUGUCCACAGCGGAGAGAUCAGGACACAGCGAGACCUUUCUGAAACUGACAGCAUGAAGCAGAACAUUAUUGUCUCCGUGAGAGAUAACGGACAGCCCACUCUCUCUGCCACGUGCACAUUAUAUUUACUUAUAUCGGAUAACUUGGCUGAAGUUCCAGAACUGAAAGACAUGUCUCAUGACGAGAGCAGCUCCAAACUCACUUUUUAUUUGAUCAUUGCGCUGGUAUCCGUUUCCACUUUCUUCUUGACUUUUAUUAUUAUCAUCCUGGCCGUGAGGUUUUGUCGCAGGAGAAAGCCAAGAUUGUUGUUUGAUGGAGCUGUGGCCAUUCCCAGCGCGUAUCUCCCUCCAAAUUACGCAGAGGUGGAUGGCCUGGGAACUCUCCGCAGCGCUUACAAUUAUGACGCAUACCUGACUACAGGCUCGCGCACGAGCGAUUUCAAGUUCGUCAGAUCUUACAACGAGGGCACACUGACUGCUGACCUGACCCUGAAAAAGUCUGCUGUGGAUGAUCUUGAGGGACUUGACGCGGAACUUAGAGAAUCGUUUGAGGUAUGA
Misgurnus anguillicaudatus (oriental weatherfish) is the source of this 2573-nucleotide messenger RNA. Its product is annotated as protocadherin gamma-A10-like. Gene Ontology annotation, molecular function: calcium ion binding. Gene Ontology annotation, cellular component: plasma membrane. Gene Ontology annotation, biological process: homophilic cell-cell adhesion. The record is from RefSeq and is a predicted model, not a curated record. NCBI's taxonomy places the organism in Eukaryota, Metazoa, Chordata, Actinopteri, Cypriniformes, Cobitidae.